UUCACUGAGUCUCGCCACAAUAACCUUUGUCAGGGAAAGAGUGCGUGGGAGAUCAUGAGAAGUCAUGCAGAUUUUGCACUAAAUUCCAGCGAACCAGCCAGUGGAUUGAUAAUUAACGUGGAACAUUUACGGCGAGAGUACAUUGUGCUUCUGGUGGAAUACACAGCGGACAUGGUGAACGUAGAUCAUAAGUGGGAGUACCUGCACGACAGUGUGAUUCAGUACCUGCUCCAUGAUCUCGCGUGGGGUACCAAGGUGUGGGUGAUGGCCUUCGCCUCUGACGUCCACCUGGUCGCCGAGGUCGCGCUCACGUCCGCCGGCGCGCGCCAGGCUGCAGCCGAAGCGCUGCGCCAGUUCGCGAACGAGACCGAGCCGGGGCUUUGCCGCGACCUGCAGAUGGCGAUUGGAGAGGCAGCCACGGUGUUAUAUUCCAACCCAUUGGCACGUGACCACGGCAAGAUCAUCCUGAUCACGCAGCCUCCGGACGAAGUUCCUUCAGAGAAUUUCUUCUGUCACGAGAUGAACGCCGUCGACCUCGGCUCGGCUCAGAGCGGCCGACAGGUGAUGUCGAUCCUAUACAUCACAAACGCUUCCUCAAAUACCACGUGGUACGAGACAAUGGCAUCGAAUCCCCCGGGAAAGGUUCUGAGAGUUGAAGACUCCCACGCCACGCUGCAUACGAAGAUCAAACUGCUGGAUUACCUGCACCAGCUGGACCAGGCCUCUUCUGACGGCGAGCUCUUGCAGGAAAUCCCACCAAGCAAAGAGCCCGGAUGCGUUAAAACCUUCCUCUUAGAAGACACGCUGUUGCCAGCAGAUGGCUUCCUCGUUAUCCACCGUGAAAAAGAUUCCAAUGGGACGGUUUCCCUCCACAAUAGCGAAGGCGAUCAAAACCUUUUGCUCGGCCAGCCGGAGCUCCUUGACACAGCUGAUCUGUUCUCGGUUUUGUUUACUAUUCCAGGACCUUGGAAUUUAACACUAGGGAACACGGACUGCACGAGUGUGAUCCCCGUAGUGUUUGUGAAGAGAAAAUCGGGUUUUGCUGACGUGCUGGACAUGGGCGCCCUCGUCAACCUGGCUGAACCUCAGGAAACUGUACCAGAUGAACCUACCUUGACUCAGCAGGGUACAGUGGGACACCCAUCUGCCUUGUCACGGUGGCCUGGGCUAAGCGGGCCAGUCGCGAGGAGUCGGUUGAAGGAGGAGGCUGUCCUGGUGGACGUCCGGGUGUCCGCGCCUCUGCAGGACGUCGCGCUCGGGGACUCUUCUGACCCCGUGGUGAUGACGGCUAGGGUGACCAAGGACGGGAAGGCAGUCCUCGGCGGCGUCGUGGUCGCAACGGUGACGGAGUGCAGCGGCGACGGCGACUGCGAGACCAGGAUCCCUCUGUUUGACAACGGCAGCGGAGCCCCCGACGCCACGGGAGGCGACGGCGUGUAUUCGGCGUACUGGCACUCCGCCAAUAGCAGCGCCGCCGUCCCCCUCGCCGCCGCCGCCCUCGUCAGAGCAGCGGCGGGAGAGAACGCCGCUGUGCUCGAGGUUCCGG
Molecule: messenger RNA, 1546 nt
Organism: Penaeus vannamei (Pacific white shrimp)
Lineage: Eukaryota; Metazoa; Arthropoda; Malacostraca; Decapoda; Penaeidae
Product: calcium-activated chloride channel regulator 1
Source: RefSeq, a predicted model, not a curated record